AUGUUUACCGGCAUCUCAGCCCUGGCAGAUGCUCAGGGUUUCCAUGAACCAGUAGACCCUGCGGAUAUUCCGCCCCCAACUCCAAUUGCCUUCCCCUGCUACCAGCCCUUUGCUCAGGAUGAUGCCACCGUCGAGGCUUCAGGAUAUCUCUCGGCCUUACUCUCAAGCACGGGCAGACGGUCGAAGAGACUUGCCUGCACCGCCCUCUCUGCCAUUGGACUUGAUCUCACCCUCGAUGUUGAUGUGCAGCAGCUGAUUCCUGACCCGUCAUGCAUUCCUGACUUUUCUGCCUGGGACCGGAUGACAUUGGAGGAGUCCCAAAAUGCCGAUGCAUCUACUCGUCGGCCCUUGUCCUGCGAUAAGCACUCACCUGGCUGCCGCAUCUACCAUGAACGCAAGACGGAGCUCUCCAGUCUCAAUGAAGACGCAUUUCGCACCGUCAGGCGCAUACAACCUCCCAUGGGCAAGCCUGCUCCGCGUCUCGGCAGUGCCUAUGAAUUCUUUCGUUACCUUCAACAAAUGACGGUAUAUUGGGAUGAUCCUACUCGAGCGACCAGUCUGCCUUCAUCUCCAGAAGUCAUAUCUCUCGAUGCUGCCGCCGGAUCCAGUGAGACGCCUUCGGAAACUGCCAGUUCGGCAGCUAGUGUAGCCCCCGAGCGUACACGCGCCGGUCACCAAACCCCCCCUGAGACACGCCAUGCACUCGUAGCCGCCUUUGUCAAGAUGGUCGCCUAUGAAUUUGGAUGUACCGCGACCCCCUCAAGAAAGGAGCCCCGUUUGCAGCUUCGAACACCACGCGGCAGCCCUGCGUCGCCGCGCAAGUCCUACUACCCAUCUCGCUGCCAGUUUGUUUUUCAGAAUCCACAGACACGAGAAGCAUCUCGCGCCGGCUUCGUGUACGGCCCUGUCGCUGCCAUCAGUUGCCGCCCAGAGACUAGUUUCACGAUGCCGGAUCCCGAGACUGCGCAGUCCUGGGACCUUGCGAGGGAGCUCAUCUCCGUUCUCAUAACGGCUCAGCACCGCGCCCGCCAAGGCAAGCAGGAAGAACAGUUUGGCUUAGGUGCGUGGUGGACGUUCAAGCCGCGCUGGGGUGGUGCCCCAGGCGGCGGCCCCAUUGGCUGUGAACUACAAAGGGAUGGUAUUUCCGGGGACAAGGAUAUGAUGCCAGAUCCAAUCUCUGGACAAGACACCCCGGCGCUUGUGCCGCCCACCAAGAAGUUGCGAAGGAGGCUUUACGAUAACUACCGUAUGGUUCGUCCUCCCGCCCGGACCUGGGACGCCAAAGCCAAGUACAUAUCCAUAGGGAAGCAAGCUGGUGCAAACUAUGACGACAUUUUCCUUGUCAGCAGCCUAUUUCAUCACAUCUCUAUCCUCCGCGUCCGCGUGCCCCUGCGUCUCCUCGCAGUGCUUGACGGUGCGCCGGAGCCCGAUCCGACUCGCCGUGACUGGGGUACGGUACAGGCUUGGCGCACGCCGUGGUAUGACUGUUUUGAUACGAAAGACAGGAUCAAGGCGAUGCAACUUGUCUGGAGUGUCAUGGCCUACCAGAUGCGAGACGAUACCGGCGCAGUCUAA
Molecule: messenger RNA, 1575 nt
Organism: Cordyceps fumosorosea ARSEF 2679
Lineage: Eukaryota; Fungi; Ascomycota; Sordariomycetes; Hypocreales; Cordycipitaceae
Exons: 2
Coding region: 1-1575 (524 amino acids)
Source: RefSeq, a predicted model, not a curated record